Messenger RNA from Polyodon spathula (Mississippi paddlefish), 1265 nucleotides. Its product is annotated as histone H2A-like. The coding region runs from base 774 to 1160 and encodes 128 amino acids. Gene Ontology annotation, cellular component: nucleosome. NCBI's taxonomy places the organism in Eukaryota, Metazoa, Chordata, Actinopteri, Acipenseriformes, Polyodontidae. The record is from RefSeq and is a predicted model, not a curated record. The transcript has a single exon. Gene Ontology annotation, molecular function: structural constituent of chromatin; DNA binding; protein heterodimerization activity.
CUUGACGGUUUCCAUCGUAGCCCCCUCCAAAACGACCACCAGUCUCUUCUCGGUCAUCUUGUCAUGUCCGUGCGAAAGCGAUGCUUACUGUCUCUUUUUCCGCCGUGCUUAUGAGAAGGGUAUUACUGUAGCCUGCAGCUGCUGUCUCACAGCGGAAGUUCAAGUUGUCACACAUAUCUAUGUAGGAUUGAUAGUCUUGAAGAGCUACUGCAACAAAUCCCACCCUGCUUUCAGCAUUUUUACAUUUAAAAAAAAAAACAAACAUGAAAAGUACAUCUUACAACAAUUAUUACUGUGUGCUCAGCUGUGUGCUAAAUAAAAACAAAGCCUUGCAGAUACAUAAAAUGGAUUGCGGGACUGGCAAACGAAAGCGAGAAGCUGGCUUCACGUCGUAGAAGACCAUGGGUCUCGCAGCUGCUUUAUCAAAACACAAUCCAACUUUGUUGACAGUCCAGAUUGUUUUCAUUCCUGGAACAGAACAUAAGUCAGUUUAAAAACGAACUGCUAGCAGAUGACAUCUUUGACCUAAAAUGAUUGACAUUCCAGUCCUGCCCCCUCAUACCUGCAUCAUCGGCAGUAUGCAAAUCAAGCAUUCGUAGAGUCUGGUUUUGAUUGGUUAACACGAUAUGACAAUGAGGGGGGUAGUGUGAUCAGAAUGGCUACUAUUGUACUGUUUUUUUUAACCAAUCAGAAUACUCCUAAUUCUAUAAAAUAGCUCAGCCGCAUAUUUCGGUGUUAUUCUUUAUAGUUCAGUUGUGAAUGCUGUGCAGAGAAUGAGUGGUAGAGGAAAGACCGGUGGAAAAGCGAGAGCCAAGGCGAAGUCUCGUUCAUCCAGAGCAGGGCUGCAGUUCCCAGUCGGUCGUGUUCACAGGCUGCUGCGGAAAGGAAACUAUGCUGAACGUGUGGGCGCUGGAGCCCCGGUCUAUCUGGCCGCGGUGCUCGAGUACCUGACUGCUGAAAUCCUAGAGCUGGCCGGCAACGCUGCCCGGGACAACAAGAAAACCAGAAUCAUCCCGCGUCACCUGCAGCUCGCUGUCCGCAACGACGAGGAGCUCAACAAACUUUUAGGAGGUGUCACCAUCGCUCAGGGCGGAGUGCUGCCCAACAUCCAGGCUGUGCUGCUGCCCAAGAAAGCUGAGAAAGUGCCCAAGAGCAAAUAAACUACCGUGACCAACUUCGACAAAGAAAACCCCAACGGCUCUUAUAAGAGCCACCCACUGUCCCCGAAAAGAGCCAAUUUUCCUCGCAGAAAUCUGUUCAUAGCG